Molecule: messenger RNA, 960 nt
Organism: Rotaria sp. Silwood1
Lineage: Eukaryota; Metazoa; Rotifera; Eurotatoria; Philodinida; Philodinidae
Source: the annotation of a GenBank genome assembly
AUGAAUAAUGAAAAUCAAACUUUAACUGAUAUUAAAAUAUCAGUAUUAGUAUUAGGUCGACCACUUGUUAUUAUUAAUUCCAUAGGAAUCAUUAUUGGAACAAUUUUUAGUAUUUUGUGUAUAAUAAAAUAUUUCAAAAACUCUGAUUUACGAACUCAUUAUACAUAUGUAUUUUAUUUUAUGUUAAUCUAUUGUUUACUUUCGUCAGUGAUUCGAUCACCUACUUUUUUAAUCGGUCAUUAUUUAAAUCUUUUUCAAUAUUCUCUUUCUCUUUGUGCAAUAUCAACUAUUCAUUAUUUAACAGUAAAUAUUGGAAUGGUUACAUCAUUGGCAUAUGCAAGUAUUGAAAGACAUUUUUUAAUAUUUCAUAAAAAUGGUUUAUUAACAUGGCAACGGCAAUUAUUACCAGUUACAUGUAUUUUAGUUUAUUCGUAUCUCAUAGCAAUACUUUUUACAUUAAUGCCCACAUGUACACUUAUACGAUGUAUUGGUUGUUACACAACAAGAUUUCUUUAUAUGAUUCCAUGGCUUAUGAUAAGUUUUUUUAUACCACAAUUAGUAAUGAUUAUUUCAACAAUUUAUUUAUUAUUUCGUUUAUAUCAACAAAGAACAAUGUUUAAUCGAAGACCCGAAUGGUCUGCUCUACAAAAAAUUGUUAAACAAAUGAGUAUUUAUGUUAUUUGGUCAUGUCUUUGUUAUUGUCCUGUAUCAUUUUACAAUUUAAGUAUAAUUAUUAAUCCGUCUCGUUUUUCACCAGAUCUUAAGACAGCUAUGGAUAUUAUUAAUACAACUAUUUUACAAUCAUAUCCAAUAUUAACUUUUAUUUCAAUGUUGUUAUUUACACGACGUCGACAAGCACAACAGAAAAGACAACCAAGUGUAAAAUUGAAUAAUUUAACAACAAUAAUAACACCUCCAAGUGAUCAAAAUUCGUUAACUCUUAAGAAAAUAGAAAAAUAG